GGACGUUGGGGCCGGGGCGUGCGGGCUCAGGGCUGGGGCGCGGGCGGGUAACCGGGCGCGGGGGCGUGUCGGCGCUGCAGCCGGGGGCCCAACGCUCUUCCCCCGAGCCGCUCGCCGAGGGACCCCGCGAAACCCAGCGCCUGGGCACAAAGGCGGAGACUGUGUGCUGCUGAGCUCGCCGGGAGCCGGCGGGUCCUGGGCUGGCAGCGAUCUUAGCCCUAAGGGAGCUGAGGCAGGAGGAUUGCCGAGAGUUCGAGGCCAGCAUGGACCACGGAGCAGCUGAAGGCCUUUGAUAAUGAAGUCAAUGCUUUCUUGGACAACAUGUUUGGACCACGAGAUUCUCGAGUUCGAGGGUGGUUCCUGCUGGACUCUUACCUUCCCACCUUCAUCCUCACCAUCGCGUACCUGCUCUCCAUAUGGCUGGGCAGCAAGUACAUGAAGAACAGGCCUGCUCUUGCUCUCAGGGGAACCCUCACCUUGUAUAACCUCGGCAUCACACUGCUUUCUGCAUACAUGCUGGUGGAGCUCAUCCUCUCCAGCUGGGAAGGAGGCUACAACUUGCAGUGUCAGAAUCUCGACAGCGCAGGAGAAGGUGAUAUCCGGGUAGCCAAGGUCUUGUGGUGGUACUACUUCUCCAAACUUGUGGAGUUCCUGGACACGAUCUUCUUUGUUCUUCGAAAAAAGAACAAUCAGAUCACCUUCCUUCAUGUCUAUCACCAUGCGUCCAUGUUUAACAUCUGGUGGUGCGUUUUGAACUGGAUACCUUGUGGCCAAAGCUUCUUUGGACCAACCCUGAACAGUUUUAUCCACAUUCUCAUGUAUUCCUACUAUGGACUGUCUGUGUUCCCAUCCAUGCACAAGUACCUUUGGUGGAAGAAGUACCUCACACAGGCUCAGCUGGUGCAGUUCGUACUCACCAUCACACACACACUGAGUGCUGUGGUGAAGCCCUGUGGCUUCCCCUUCGGCUGCCUCAUCUUCCAGUCUUCCUAUAUGAUGACACUGGUCAUCCUGUUCUUAAACUUCUACAUUCAGACAUACCGAAAAAAGCCAGUGAAGAAAGAGCUGCAAGAGCAACCUGCAGGGAAAGAAGUGAAGAAUGGUUUCCCCAAAGCCCACUCCAUUGCAGCUAACGGCAUGACGGACAAGAAGGCACAAUAAAACGAAAUGCUGGGGAAACACAAACUGAGGCAACAGGGAAGGCAAACAGAUGAGCUUGUUUUAAAGCAGAGACUGAAUUGAAAGUUGUAUGUUUUAGCAUAAACUAAUUCCUUUUGAGUUUGUAAAUCAUUUGUACCCAGAAUGUAUUAUAAUAUAUUACUAUUAGGUUACUCUAUUAACUGGGGCGAUGCCGACCUCUACAAACCUCAGAACAGGUGCACAGCCCCCUCUCCUGAGCUCUUUGUAAUGCCUUAUUCAUGUAGAAAACCAGGAGACUCGGGCUUUGUUUCUCAUGGCAAGUCUUCAGAGUUAAUUUUCUUUAGAUUAAAUGUGUAAAACUGUUAAAUGUAUUGUAAAUGUCAGGGUCUUUUCUAGUCUAUGUCAAGCAAUAACUGUCAGUGCAUAAAUCGAUUAGUCCACUGCUGCUUAAGGUGGCAGCCCCAGGAAGCAUUUAAACAGGAUCUUAGCAAGACAGAAUUCAGCAAAACCCCUUUCCCUCUUAAGCCAGGAGUCUCAUCUGCUACAUUUUUUUUAAACCACCUCUAAUUUUAAACUUAGUGACGUGGUAAUGAAAUUCGUUAAUCUUCAACAUAGUUUGAAGGUUAGUCAUUCUAUGAAAGGACAGCUGCUUGAGCUGGGUGUGGUGGCACCCAUCUGUGAGUCCAGCAUUUGGGUAUUGAGACAGCCUGAGGUAAACAGGCACAAGACCCUGUUUCAACUAGAAAAAAAAAAUUGUUUGCCAAAUUAUCGUAACUUGGGGUCGGAGCUUUGGACAGAGCUGUCUCUCAGUUUCAAUUGGCUUCCUUACUCAUCCCUGCCUGUCUACCUCCCUUGUUACUCUGGAUUCGUGGAGUUACGUUCCCCAUGUCCAAAGCUAGUGUCUAAAUACAGCUGCCACACCCUUUCUGAACAAAAGCUGGAGUCCAUUUGCACUGCUUCUUGGCACAGAAAUGCAACCGGAAUACUUACAAAUCAUAAUCAACUGAGCCCCAGGGGCAAAAUAGACAUCCUAUUUGUCAACCGUUGCUGCUGAGCCUGCUCGUGAACAUUAUUGAAAGUAGUUGUUAUCAAGCUUCAUGAGUUAAAUGCUUCAGGAAGGAGAAAAGGAUAUAGUCGUCAUUUGGAAAGAUCCUGGGGUCGGGGGGGUGGGUGGGAAUAAGCCAUGAUGUGUCUGGCCCAAGCAGCAAUGCUUUCCUGCUUAGAACUGUGGUCUCUACGGAGAAGGUAGUACAGAGGCAGACCAAGGCACUGGACUGCUUCCCUUUCCUCAAACUGAUGGAUCACCACUAUUAAACUAUACUGAGCGUACACAAAACACACCUUACUCUAUUUUCCCUCCAUUUUAGCAAAUAUGUUCUUGGUUCAUGGCACUGGCAUCCAGCCCAUGGGCACCAGGUAGACUUUCCUCGAGUGCCAACAGUGGGACCUGCCCACCCCUGUCUUCCCUUUCUGGGCAAGCUCCCAUUUUAACUUUUCCCUGUUAAAAAUUGUCCUGACGUUUUAAACUUGUAAGUAUACCUCCCUUCUAGCUGGUGUAUUUUGAAAAACACCACAGUCUGAUGUCCUGUGCCAUUUCUGUCACUCCUGUUGAACAGAUUCUUCCUGUCUGGUGGCCACCUAUGCUUCAAUGCAUUUUCUAAACAAUUUUCUCAAACUGAUCUGCUCCCAGGUGCUUUAUUACCACCAUCUCUGGUGACUUAGACUAAAGUUGGUGUGCUAUUCUUUCCCAAGAAUUCAUUUUAAGGGUUAGCUUUGAGUAUGUUGUUGUUCUUCUAUGACAAGACCAAAGGAACAAACUCCUUGGUAAAUCUGGAGUUCAGCUUUAGUUUUCAAACACAAUCUUAAAUCUGUCACUAAAAUGAAUUCUGGGUAAAAAUGAGACUCAAGAGGCAUCACUGGCCACUGCACCAGAUUAUUCUUGCUUGCCAGUGAGAGGCAAUGAAGUCCCGCUGUGCAUCAUACCUUCAGCUUAGGAUGUUUUCAUGACCUCACAUCUUCCUAUGGUAGAUCAACAAUGGCAGCUCACAGUACCAGCCAGCUUUAGACCUCCCAGAGCAAAGUUCAGUGCAGCACUAAGCCUUAAACCACCCAAGGGCUGUCAAACCAUGCAGAGCUAUGAAAUCUGUGCUGAGAAAAUGCGAUCUGGAAAGAUUUAAACUCAUUCUUAGUGUGAAUUUUCUAAAAUAGAAAUAUAAAAAUUGUCUCUAUAAUCUGAUAGAAAACUGUGUUUUCCCAAGUAAAUCCCUUUUAUUCAUGAGAACAAAAGUACUUGGAUACUAUAAAACCUUAAUUUCCCCAACUAUUAAAAUAAAAUGGAAUAUUUGCUGAAUUAAUUAAGCAUAGAAAAUGUCAACCCAUCAGAAUUAUAUUUAUACAUGUUGGUGGAUAAGUUCCUGUCUUCCCACAUCAGAGAAUUAUUUUUUUUUUUUUACCAAAAUGGGCAGAAUAGCAUUUUGUAUGUUAGAGACUAUUCUUUUCUAGUCCUUCCAAACAUUCCUGUGUCAUUUAAGAAUGUUAGUAGAGGUCAUUUCUUUGGAAAUUGAGGACUUUUUGUUUUCCUUUGAAAGUAUGGCAUCUGAAGAACACAGUAUCAUGACUCGGGUGGAAAGGGAGGCAGAAGCCAUUUUUCUUUUAGAUGAAAAGCAUUCUGUGUGAUUGUUGUAUAAUAAAUUGAUUUUUACACUAAAA
This is a messenger RNA of Mastomys coucha (southern multimammate mouse), 3849 nucleotides long. It is a transcript of the gene Elovl2, whose product is annotated as ELOVL fatty acid elongase 2. The transcript is spliced from 8 exons. The record is from RefSeq and is a predicted model, not a curated record. Gene Ontology annotation, molecular function: fatty acid elongase activity. NCBI's taxonomy places the organism in Eukaryota, Metazoa, Chordata, Mammalia, Rodentia, Muridae. The coding region runs from base 322 to 1161 and encodes 279 amino acids. Gene Ontology annotation, cellular component: endoplasmic reticulum; endoplasmic reticulum membrane. Gene Ontology annotation, biological process: very long-chain fatty acid biosynthetic process; fatty acid elongation, polyunsaturated fatty acid; fatty acid elongation, saturated fatty acid.